CCUGCCGCUCUCUCCCGCCGCUCCCCUUCACGGCGGCCUGACCGGCAAGGCCUUUGCACUGAAGCCAAGUGAAGAACCUCAGAACUGCACUAUAAGCCAUUUAACUCAGCUACAACUUCAUUAGCAGCAAAGCAUCUCCACCACCACCAAGACCACAAGUGCUGUUUUUUCCCUUCCCUGCCCAUUGCUCCCAUCUCCGCGCCUGGAAGCCAGUACUCAGCAGUAGCUCUAACUCACUGUCUAUCCCACUGGACCGCUCCCCAUCAUGUUUCAGCGUCUCACCAGCCUCUUCUUCAGCGACAGCAACAUGCCAGAAGGCCUGGAGGAGCCCAAACCCUUUGUUGAGGAGGAGGAGGAGGAGGAUGGCUGGCUCAUAAUUGAUCUUGCAGGCAGCCGUGCCUGCCCUGGCACAGCCCGGCGAGUGGGUGCUGGUGGUACUGGGCGCUCGGUGCGACCCCGCCCGGCACCCCCUGGUCCGCCACUGCCGUCGGCCGCUUCCCCGGCUCUGGCCGGUCCCUGCUUGAUGGACGAGAGUUGGUUUGUCACCCCUCCCCCCUGUUUUACUGCAGAGGGGCCCGGCCCCGGCGGAGUGGGGAGCAGCCCCAUGGAGGACCUGCUCAUCGAGCACCCCAGCAUGUCCGUCUACAUCACCAGCACCCUUGAGGUGGACAGGGAGGCCCCCGAGGACGAUGCUGCUGGGGAGGUGCCGGAGCCCCGGCUGGAGCGGCACAUGCCCCACCACAGCAGGUCCCUCUCGGUGAAGGCUGCCAUCUUGGAGAAGGUCGGGCAGGUGCGGCGGGUGCAGCGGGCCAAGCAGCUGGUGGAGAAGCACCAGCUCAGCCAGAAGGCACUGCAGCGGCAGAACCGGGCCCACCAGCGCCCGCUGCGCCGGGCCAAGCAGCAUGCCAGGACCUUUGUCCACCAGCCCUGCCAGCGCCACUGCAACUACUGACCUCGCCCGGACGGCCGCACCGCCGCUCCCCGCUGCCUCCUCCCCCGGCAGAGGGAGACUUCACCCCCCGCCCCAACACCACCCGGGGAGCGCCGGCCCCGACAAACACCGGUGACACCGGGCUGCGGUUUCACUCCACAACCCCCCCCCCCCCCCCCCCCCCCCCGCCACCUGCAUGCCCAGGCCCCCACUCCUCGUCUUCCUCCCUCUGCUGCUCCCCUCGCCCUUCGCCCCCAACACCAGCUGGGCCAGCGACUCCCGGAGCCACCAGCAUGGAGGGCUGUGCCGCCCCCUCCACCCUUGCAGCCACGCCAGCCUUCACACGGGAAAUCAGUAUUUCCAGUGAAAUCACCCGUUUCCAAAAUCCACGGUGAAGCCCGUUUGUCCUGAUGAGCCUGUGACAUCAGUGCCUUUCUUCAUAACAUCAUGACUCCACGGAUAGCCAGACUGGGAUGUCACAAGCCAAGACACCAAGUGGAAGUGAAACAAGCAACGAAGCAACAAGAUUUGGGAUUUUUAGGAAAAUCUCAUCAAUGACACUAAAUAAUGCUUCUUCCCCCCAAAACCAGCAAAUACUCCCCUCCCUCAUUGAUUUCUUAAUUACGUUUUUACCAUGAUAAGACAAAAACCCCAGUGCUGGUCCCAAAAGGGCUUGUCGAGGGGAAGAGCUGGUGGAAACCUUUGUGGCAGGGACAGCCGGGCAGCUCGUGGUGCCUCAUGGUGUUUUUUUAAAGACAACCUUAAAAGCAAUCUCAGGAAACAAAGCACUGUCCCAGUACCUUGCUGGAGCCCUUGGCUGUGGGGCCAGCGGUAGCAUCACCAUGGCCGGUGGUCCCGCUGAGCUGCUGGCUGCCUCGUCUGAGCGAGCCCCCUCCUCCUGGAGCUACUCAUCUGCCCAAGCCACACCUAUAUACAUACAUACGUGUGUGUAUCGUAUUUCUCUCUAUACCUAUAUACUUGGAAGAGGCGCCAUUGAAGCCAAGGAGCAUUGGCUGCCUGGUGUCGAUCCCUGGGAGGGGAGUGGAGGCAGGGACCUGUGCAGCUUCCCUGAGGUGGCAAAAGCACGUUGAAGCUGGUGGUGAAGGGAUGCCAAAGAGGAGGCUGGACGGAAGAGGCUGAAGUAGGGGCAAAGAUGGGCCUGGGAGCGGCUGCAAAGGGAGAGGAUGGGGCAGGCCUGGGCAGUGGGGCCAGGUGAGAGGAUCGCUGCAGGGGAGCCAUAACAGGAACGCCUUCUUUGCUCACUAAAAAUUGCAUCCUUUCCUGUGAAGGGCCAAAUUCCGUAGUGGGCAAUGCUGAUUUUUAAUGCAAAUCCCUCCCCUUCCCAUGACGGACUCAUUCUGCCUUUUGAAGGACACAGUCCAGACUUUUCACUGGCUCUAGCACCAGCUGAGAUGGCUCCAAACCCAGCAGAAAUUUGAUGAUUCCCCCCCCCCCAGCUCCCUCCCAUUAGGGACUGGUUUUGCACCCCAUGCCCCAGGGAAGGUCUGGCCAUCAUGUCCUGCUCGUGGCCAGCUCACAGCCUGGAUUCCCACCCUCUGAGACAAGAAAUACCCCUACCCCCCAAAAAAAUGCUGAUUUCACAGGAGUUUCUUCCAUUCACCAUGUUACAUCCCUUAAUAUCAGCUUGGGACCUAGAUUGAGGGAACUGUGGUUAGCCCAAUCUCAAACAGGUGAUAUUUAUUGAUUUUUUUUUUUUUUUUAAAUGAGAUUAAAACCAAAUUGAACACUCUUACAAGCACCACCCCCCCCCAGCUCUGUGCCUGGGAGCCUGGACCACAGGGGAGCCGGCUGAUGAUGCUCACCUGCAGCGUUUAUCUUUCAUUCCGAUGACAUGGCAUUCCUAAAAGCACAGAAAGAAUGAAAAACCAAUUUCAAAUAUGCCUUUUAAGACUUUCCCUUUCAAUUCUUCCAGCCCCGUUUCUUGUUUCAACUCCCCCUGAGACCCGACACCCUCAUCACACAAGUGAUGUGAUGCCUCUUGCCCUUCCGGCUGCAGCAGCCAGUGCCCACCGGGGCAAGUGUGGCACUGGCUGCUGUGCCAGUGGAGACGCUGGGCUGUAUCCUGCACCUGCCACACAGGUUUGGCCUGCUGCUUUUUCAGCCUUUCUGGUAAGCGCAGCGGCACUGGAGCUGAUUUUUUACAGAGCAUUAGCAUUAAGUUAUUAGCAGAGGAAGAGCAGGCUGGGGAACCUGGUGUUACCUCCCGGCCCUUGGCCUCGCCCACUGCUCCUUGGGCCUCGUCGCAAUUACCAUCCCUUGCUGCCGAACCUGAGGCCACGCUGGAGAUUGCCCUAUUUCGUCUCUGGUGUCUUCUUGGUGAAGAGACUGAUGACUGCUUGACUCGAGGGGAACAUGUACAUCCUUUGGCUUCCUGGGCUUCACAUUCAAUGCCUUUUUUUCCCCCUGAAGUGAUGCCUGGUAUGAACCAGGAGCAUGCCAUUUGUAGGGACACUGGCACAAGGUGCUUGUGAAGACAAGCAGGGGCUGAGCCCGAGCUCUUGGGUGUCCGAUGGAUCUCUGAUGAGGGGCUGCCUUCCCCAUGCUGCUCUUGCCCGUAUUGCUGGUGAUAUGCUCUGUGGCCACCAGGCAACAGCGUUGGAGGAAGCAUUUUCUCUCUAGCCCAAAUAUAUAUCAAGAAGUGGACAAGCCAAGCAAUGGUUUGCCUCCCAGCCGGUUCUCCAUUGCAAAUUCUCUUCCUGCACAUCCAAGGCGCUGCCAGUCCCUCCAGAGUGCUCCCAAAAUCAGAGGCUGGCUGUGACACCAUCACCCUCUGUGCAGCUCCCAGGGGAAGACGGGCUGGGGACAGCAAGGCUGGCUGGGAAUGGUGUCCCUGGGGUGGAUCCUGCCAUGCCUCACUUACCAGGCCUUCCCGUGCCCACCAGUCUGCUUGCAAACGGUACCCUAUUAGGAGAAACCCCUCAUCAAAACACUCCUCUGUGUCCCGCUCAUCCAUCGUGAGCCAGAAACCUUUGGCCAUGCUCCCGGGGGGCUCAGCACAGUCAUGGCUGCCAACAGCCAGCACCCAGCACCCAUUUCAAAUGCCUGAUGCUGUUAUUCCGUCCUGGUUUUCAGAAGCGAAUGCAAACUGUUUUCUUUUCCUUUCUUCUUUCCAUGCCAGUCUGAGACAUCUUUCAUCACUCUGUGCCCAGCCAGCACAGUACAUGAAGCAGAACUAUUAUCACACUUUAUAUCAAGAGUAUGUUUAUAAAGGAUUAAUAAAUUAUUAAUAAUGUUUUCAUGAAGAGGUUAAUCCCGAGUCCUAGCAUCCUGCAGGUCAACAGAAUGCGCUUACCACAGCAUAUAUGGGCUCCUGCAAUCCCUCCCUCUGUUGUUGGCACACUUGCUUGUGUAUUAACAUCUAAUAAUCACCUAUUAACCCCCUGCAAAGUGACUGUCGAUCCACCAGUGUGAUGAACCCUUCUUAUGCUGUGGCAAAGGUGUGUUCAAACUGCAUUUUGCAGAAGCCCUGCAAUGCUCCUCUCCUGCCCAAGUGAGCACAAGACCUGGCCUGAUACCAAAUCUCCUUCCCAGUGUUGCCAGAGCAAGAAAACCACUUUACACUGAGGUUAUGAGUCUCCUCGAAUCUUAAAACAAAUGAAAGGUGCUUAAAAACUGAGAACUUUUUCUGUAUCUGCACAUGUGUGCAUGUGUAGAUAUUUCACAACACGGUGUGGGUGUCUGGUAGGUUGUUUUGGGGUGUGGGUUUUAGUUUUUUAGGGGUUUGUUGGGGUUGGGUUUUUUUGCACCCAGUAUUUUCAAUUUGUGACUAGCUGUGUGAUGCUCCUGAUGGGAAGGUGAAGGAAACGCGGUCCUGGCUGGCAGUGAGGCCCUUGGGCCUCUGUCCUGCUUGAACGGCUAGGGUGAGUCUGCUUUCUUUACUUGCAUAAGGGGAAACUAGAGCACAGACUCAGGGACAAACAAAUAUGCUGGGGUCUUUAAAAAUGUGUUUUUUUCCAGGCUUCUCUGUUCGGUUGUGGGGUUUGUUUCUGUCCAUGAGGCCUUUGGUUGCACAGUCCUGAAGGAUGCUGCAGGGAUGUGGCCGGAGCCUUUGGCAGCGUGUGUCGGUGAGAGGCUGCACAUGCUGCUGCGUGUUAGAACUGCAGGGUUUGAUGCUCCGAUGUAGUGCCUGCAUGAAAAAGGAGCUGUGGCCACUUGUGGUGAAACCAUCCCUGAGCAGCAGUCCCUCUUCGUUUGCUCAUGUCCCAAAAAUUCACCUUACAGCUGCUAGAAUGCAGCUGGUCCCUCCUUGGGCUUGUUUGUGAAUAACCAGGUACUGAUUUUAAGCAAUGAGCCCCUGAGGAUUUGGGAAGUGAAGCAGAGCUGUGCUUUCUGCAUCAGCCGCAGCUGGCCUGACUCCCACCGAGUACCUGCGAUCAGAAGGCAGCUGGGAUGGGGGAAGCUAUCAAUCAGAGCGAUCGUGGAGAAAUGCUGAUGCAGGUGACAGGCAGAUUUGUGGGAGGAAAUUUUUGUAUUUUUUGCAAUGAAAGCAUGGAAAAAGAAGGAGAAAUUCCCCAGUGGAGAGACCUGGGCACAUCUCUGUUCAGUAAACGCCAGCUUUGCCUGAGCAGCGUGGCACUGCCACAGCCGUGGCUGCUGGGGCUUGGAUGGGCGAGCUGGUUCUGGCCCUGGCAGCAGCUUCCCGAAGACUCAAAGUCCCUGUGGUGUAGGGGAUCUUCUCCAAGCAAGGAACGAGAGAUUUGCAUCUCAGUUGCCUUCUUUUGGUAUGGGGCAGGGCAGGCUGGCUCCAUACCAGUGCAGUGGAUGAAACCCCUGAAGCGAGUGGUGAGGGUCCCCCAGCCAUCAGGGCAAGACUGGGAGAGGCAGCCCUCUGGGAGAAGUGCCGCCUCUUAAGAUGAAAACCGGAUCACACCAGGACACAUCUAAACCUGCAUCCCAGGGCAGCUCCCUGCAUGGCUCUGCUUGCUGCACCGUGCAAAGGCAGGCUAGUGGUCACGGCACAGCCACAGCACACGCAGGACACCUCACCGGCAGCCACAUCAGCCGCAACAAAGUCCUUUCACCGAAUUUUGGCCCUUGCCUGCACUGCAUGGCUGGGGGGAGUUGCCAGGGGAAGUGGGGCAAAAGUCCUUGUCACCCGAUGCUCUGAAUCUUGCACUCACAAAUGCGCUUUCCAAAAAACUCUGCUGUAAAAGCUCAAUCUGGAAGGAAAACGGUUCUUUCCGUGGGAAUCAGCAUUUCUUUUUCAUCAUGGAUAACAAAAACUCAUGGUUCAUCCCAAAGAUCACUGCUGUGGGAAUCUUCACUGUUCCUUUAGGCAUCUUUCUCAUCAAUAGAUAAUUUUACAAUUUUAAAUCUUACUGAUACCUUUUCCUCUUCCAUCCAGCCCCACUGGGGAGAAAAAAAAACACUAGAUGUCUUGUCAUAUCAGUCAGAACAAAAAAAAAAAGAUGAAAAAAUACUCCAGUGAGGUUCUAGACUUGAAUCACACAGCUUUGCUAUCGCUUCUGUGGAGGAUAAAUAUCAGUUCCAGUGCCCUGCAUAAAGUGGAAGUUAAAUUUCAGGUGAAUUUAUUGAAAAACAAGCUAGUCCCAAAAGAUUAAACCAUAUAAUAAUUAGAAAACAGCCAGUAAAAAGCAAGAGGACACCUCAAGUCAAGGAAAAUGAUUCUCAGCAUCUGCCUGUUGCUGCCUGCCAGAAGGCAGCGCCGAGCCCCGCUCCCCUGUGCUGGGGAUGGGGUGAUGGCAGUCCCCAAGUCUUCCCUAAGUGUCCAGGUUUAAAACAAGAGGCCAUCCGUGUUCAGCUGGUGCCACGGUGACUCUCUAGCCACCGGGGAUUGUCAACAGCCACCAUUUCCACAGGUGGCGCAGAUGUGCCUCCAGUUUGCUGCAUCUCCUUUGCUGCCUGCACUUAGAAAUAGCUGCUGGUGGUGGGAGGGACAUGCCAGCACUCCAGCAUCCCCACCCCAUCCUCAGAGCUUCCGCCCAGGUCCUUCUCCACCAUAGGACUGUGUCUGGUGACCUCCUCAGCACAGCUGUUCAUGGGGACCAGAGCCCAAGGACAGACACCCACCACAAUUGCAGCCUCUCCAUCCCAGGGGACUCUCUCCGUAAGACCAGCCGGGGACAUUAAAGGGCCUUAAACGGGGUUGAUUGCUUCAGGGCUUGUCUUCUUCAAGGUCAAGCUUUCCAUCUCCGCCCAUUUCUCUUAGAUCUGCUCAAUACAAUGUCAGUGUCGUGAAUAAUUUCCUCAAGGGCUCGGUCCUAGUCCCAUUAACAUGACCAGAGCAGCUGUCACGGGUUGCAUGAACGUGGCUGCAGAAGCUGGAUGAAGUGGUGGGAGAGGCUCUGCAUGGUUGGCAAGUCCCUCUUUCGGUUACCAGUGUCCUCAAACCCGUCAGAGACGCUGCCUUCUCCUCCACUUUACUCCAGGAUGCCAGUGGUGGGAGCACUCAUCAGCCAUGGGCUCUGGACCAUGAGACACAGCUUGGGCAGGAGGUCUCCCCAUGGCCUCCCGUUUCAUGCCAUUCAUCAAUGUAUCAUCAAACAGUUUUCUUUUUGCUUCUUAAAAGAGAUCUGUGUCAUUAACUAAACCCACAACUCUUUCCUUAAAAGGAUGAGGAUGACAAAGAUGAGCAGUUCCAUUUAAUAACAAAGAUGGCUUUUAGGUGUAGUCCUUUUUAAAAUUCUUUUUUACAGCAAGGUGACACACAGGUGUGUCCCCCUUACACUCACCCUGAUCUAAUAAGUCCUGGGCUGGUUGGGGGGGGGUCGCUUUUCCAGCCCCAUACCCAGAGCAAUUGCAAAGCUCUGCUAGACGGAUGCUACCGCAUGUCCUAGAGCAUGAAAACCCUGCUUGUGAAGCUUUGGCUCUGCUACAGCUAACCACAAAAAUCCCUCUACCUUCCACUCUGAUUGUAUUUUAUCACCUGUGUGUGGGGAGGAUUUUAUUCCUUGCAAAUGGAGGGGGAAACCAGCACAGUAAGUUGUAAGUUUAGCUUAAAAAUUGUAAGUGUAGCUUAAAAAUGGGGAGCCCAAAGUUUCUCCACUCUUUCAUGUUCACCUCGUGUAUCCACAUCAGGGAAGCCGGGAGCGGCUAUGCCCAAGUCUCACUGAAAUCUUAUCCUCAGCUUUGUAUCGACACAAUUAUGCUUCGGGAAAUCUAGGGAUGAGGGAACAGCACAAGGCAUAGCAGCAAAAUAGUAAUAUUUUCUCUUGUAUCAUAAAUAUAUCUGUACAGAGCUACUGAGCACUGCAAUAUUUUAUUUGUAUGUAUCAACCCUAGGUAUUCUGCUUGUAAAACUCAUCCAUGCGCAUUAUCCAUCUCCAUGCUGGACUGACUGUACAUGUGCCUUUCACCCUUUUUCAUAGUUUGUCAUCUUUUUUUAACACAACUGCAGAACUUGAAUAAAUCAGUGAACUACAGUUAAAAGUCCUAUGCAAGAGAUGACUGGGGAGUCAGUUUCAAUAUUUCUGUGUUUCUCUGUUGUUUUAAAAGUAGAUGCUGGGAUUUUCAGAGAAGCCUAACAGAAUUAAUGCCCUAAAAAGCAUUUAGCCCCCCCCCCCCUUUUUUUUUUAAGCUAAAAAGCAUUUCAGAUCCUAAAUGUCUUAGGCAGCUUUGAAAAUUUCAGCCUAAAUCCCAGUUCCUCAGUGGUUUGAGCAUGGAGAGCGAGCAGUAGCAGCAGAACGAGCACCAGUGCUUCGCCAGGACAGAGGGUGUGUUCAAUAGCCGGUGUUUACUUUCAAGAGAAAGGAGAAGAAAGUGCUGUUUGGUCAGAAAAGUUUGCCUUAAGCCUUCCCUAAAACGCAUUGGAGAGUGUUAUGGUCCCUGGCCACCAGCCCUGUGCCCACCACUGCCCCAGGGCAGAGCAGCCACUCAGCUGGCCUGGUUGGGGUGUUGCAGAGGACCCACACCAUCAAGCAGAUGCCCCACGCAGCCGUUCUCUAUCAGCCGUGCUCUGCUGAAUGCCUUACAACAGUGGGACAACUUCCACGCUGAGAUAUUGAGAAGAGGGAAAAAAAGCCCCAUGUUUUUCUACAUCACCUAUGCUGUAGGACUGAAACCUCGUCCAAAACUCGAAGCUAACAAAAUACGUCCUUUUUGUUUGUUACAUGUUAAAUUGGUGUAAGCAAGAUUAGUAGAGAAAGGGUGCCUACUUCUAGUAGGACAUUGUUUAAACAUUUGCCGCGUGUCAACAGACUGAAGGACACGACUGCCUGGAAUACAUUAUGUAGUGUGCCUGUGUGUUUGUAACCUGGUUUUGGUUGUUAGGUUGUAAUGCUGUCUUUUGACUGAAGAAAGUCUAAUACAAAGAAAAACCACAAGAAAUAAUAAUAAAAAAAAAAUUUAAACUUUA
Messenger RNA from Aquila chrysaetos chrysaetos, 9266 nucleotides. RefSeq names its product tumor protein p53 inducible nuclear protein 2 (gene TP53INP2). The record is from RefSeq and is a predicted model, not a curated record. The coding region runs from base 266 to 952 and encodes 228 amino acids. Gene Ontology annotation, cellular component: nucleus; autophagosome. The transcript is spliced from 4 exons. NCBI's taxonomy places the organism in Eukaryota, Metazoa, Chordata, Aves, Accipitriformes, Accipitridae. Gene Ontology annotation, biological process: autophagosome assembly; positive regulation of DNA-templated transcription.